AGAAGACGACGAAGCUCAACGCAGCUGCCGCCGCCGCGCGAUGAUGGCGGCCAACCAGCCCCCGCCGCCCAAGCCUUGGGAGAACAGGCGCUUAUCUGCUGAUGUGAUGGCCGGUCAGCUGACACGGCCUGGACAGCCCACCCUGACACGAGUGCCACCUCCUGUUUUGCCAAGGCCGUCACAACAGGCAGGAAACAGUACCCUGAAUACUUUCAGACCUGCUUACAGCAGCUCUUUUUCUCCAGGCUAUGGCACGUAUGGAAAUUCCUUUUAUGGGAGCUACAGCCCUUACAGUUAUGGAUAUGGUGGUUUGGGCUACAAUCGGUAUCGGAUGGAUGACAUUCCUACCAGCAGAUUCGUUCAGCAGGCUGAGGAGAGCAGCCGUGGUGCGUUUCAGUCCAUUGAAAGUAUAGUACAUGCCUUUGCCUCAGUGAGCAUGAUGAUGGAUGCUACCUUUUCUGCCGUCUACAACAGUUUCAGAGCUGUUUUGGAUGUAGCUAACCACUUCUCUCGGCUCAAAAUACAUUUCACCAAGGUGUUUUCAGCUUUUGCAUUAGUCAGAACUAUAAGGUACCUCUACAGACGGUUACAGCGAUUGCUGGGAAUGAGAAAAAGGUCAGAGAACGAGGAUUUGUGGGCAGAAAGUGAAGGAACUGUGGCUUGCAUCGGUCCCGAGGACAAGGCAGCUAACUCAGCAAAAUCCUGGCCUAUUUUCCUGUUCUUUGCUGUUGUUCUUGGGGGUCCCUACCUCAUUUGGAAGCUCCUGUCUACCUACACUGAUGAAGAAACAGGGCAGCAACUACUUGAUGCAGUGUGCAACAUUUCAGCUUCCAGUGACUGGGCAAGCGGAGAGGAUGAUCACGUUGUUGGGAGAGCAGAGUAUGACUUCAGUGCUGCUUCAGAAGAAGAAAUUUCUUUCCGUGCAGGUGAAAUGCUAACAUUAGCACCUAAAGAACGGCAGCCCAAAAUACGUGGCUGGCUUUUGGCUAGCCGUGAUCGUCAGACAACAGGACUUGUUCCAGCUAAUUAUGUCAGGAUUCUCGGCAAAAGGAAAGGUAGGAGAACCUCGGAGUUGAAGAAGAUUACAGAACAUCAGCCAGUGUUUACCAACACAGCUUCUGUUCAAGGAGCUACAGCUGCUGACACUUUAGAAGAGCAAGAAGCUGCCUUUGAGUCUGUGUUUGUGGAAACAAACAAAAGUCCUGUCACAUCUGACUCUGCUGGUGGAGAUAAACAGGAUCUUUGAUACAUUUGAAGUUUUAUCAAAGUGAUUGGAUUGUGCUCACCAUUUAUACUGUAGGUAGCUGUUCAAUAGUGAUGUAGUGGAUCACUGUUGUUGACUGUACCAGGUAACUUGCUAUUUAAACCUGGGAGAGAGAGAAAGCAAUGUUAUUGUCCCUAAUGCUGUGCUUGGUUCAUUUAAUGUUGAAUGGUUGGAUUCAGCUAGCUAAUAUCAGUUUGGGGUGAGUUUUAGAAUCAAUAAGGCAUGGCACCAGGUUCUUCUUGACAGAAGGAGCAGAACUUUCAGGUUCAAGAGGCAGCACUAUUUGAAUUCAUUCCCUCAGACAGAAGAAUCCAUUUUGGUAUGCUGUCAUGAUGGCAUAUGGCAGAACACAUGACAGUUGGUGGUUCCCAAAGCCUUUAAGCAUAUUAUGAGGAUUUUUCUUGUUGAAGUUUUUUGUUGGGUAGAAUUUCAUAGAAACAUCAGGUUGAUGGUGGGAAAAUUGUUGGGGGAGGAGUUUAAUGCUUCUGCUGGUUGGCUUUGUAUGGAAAUAAUUGAACUGACAGAAAAUCUACUUAAUUAUAGUUCUAAGCACACUGUUCUGCCAAGUCACUCAGUCCUCUUUGCAAAGAUAAACAUUCUUCUUUUGUCUGAGCUCUUUUUUGCUGUAUAUCCCUGUACUUUAAGCCUCACAUAAUUGAUUGCUCUUUCACUAGAGUCAAGCUGCAUCACUACUGUUUUCUCUGCCAAGUAUAUCUCACUACGACUCAAACUAAACAUAAGAGCCAAAGAUUCGUGUGCUUAAGCCCAGAUCUCCCAACUAUUAUGGAUAGUUGGAACCUGAGGGGUUGGUAGAAUCUUUUUCUACAGUUCUUCCCUUAAAAUCGCAACUGUAUACUGUCCAGUUUAUCACUUAGCAUUCUGCAGAGCAGAGUCAACCUAUAGUAUUUUCUUAGGACUCUAAACUUAAUAGGUUGAAUCCCACAGGUCUGUUCCGCCUACAGCAGUGCCUUUUGGGGGGGCAGUUUUUCUUGAUGCAAGAUGAUCUGCCAUUUCUGUCAGGGGAAGACUCCUUACACUGGGGGAAGGCACCGCCUUUAGGGGAAUAAAUCUGCUUUAUCCAAUCUGAUACUGACUCUAAAACGUCAAGCAAACUGGCAUGAAAAUGUUUAUCUUUUUAUAGCUUAUAUUUACUUCUGUAUCGAGGCUAUACUAUUCUGAAUAGUCAGGUUAACAAUCCAAAUUUAUUCAGAGAAGACUAUAUUAGCUAAUUUCAGGCUUUAUGUAAUAGGUCUUGAUAAAUCAAAGUUCUAGUUUGAGUUAUUCAUCUUCUCCAUAGCCCAUCUUAAAAUGAAUGAGGAUCUAAAAUGGAAUAGUACUAAAACUUAUACUAAAUUGGCGUCAUGAGGUUUUUUAAAAUCAAAAUUCUUCUAUAGGGAUCCUUUUCUUGUUUUACUGCAAGACAGCAUUUUUAUAACUUUUAACUGUCUUCUUAUAUUCUUAACUUCUGAGCCAUUUUGGUUUCCUGUAUUAAAUUACAGUGCAGGUAGUGAACAGUUUAAUGUAGCAGUUUGCAUGGUCAGGUAGCUUUGCUGGAGGGAGGUUUACAAAACCAGUUACAAUCACUCAUAGUUAAACUUGAUUAUUGUGCUGAGGUAAUAGAGUUUGGAAUAACUUUGACCUCUUCCUCUGUUUUAAAAAAAAAUGGAGCAGUACAAUGGAUACUGGUGGAAAAUGCUGAAUUUCUUGUUCAGUGAGAUUAUAGUUGCUCUGGGGCAUGAGAAUGAAAAACCAGCUAAACCAGGACAAGCCAGCCUUGAGCAAGCAGACACCGACUGUUCAUAUUACUAGAAAUGGAUUUCUUUUUGGACAGAAGAACCUUUGCCAGAGAUGGCAGGGAAACUGGAAAGGUAGGUAUGUUUAUGAAUCUAAUGCUUUAGGAGCAUUAGAGCAUUUGAGCAAUUGGAGUAUUUUUUCGUUUUCCAGGUGUCUGUUGAACCAUUCAGAUGGAUGGGAGUAGGAGAGAGAAUUGAAAUGAAAUUUGAUUCCAGAUUUUCUAACUUCUUAAGUCCUGACACUUGUGGUUUAAUUUUUCCCACAAAAGUGGACUGAAAAGUAUUUGGUUAGGGGAAAAAAUCACUAUGAACUGACUAACUUGAAGCUUGCUUCUGAUCAUAUUUACUUGGCAGUAAAUUCCAGUGCAUUAGCUGGGAUUUAUUAGUUGGUAAAUAUGUUUGGGAAUGCAGUCUUUAUUUUACUUUGUGCUUGACUUUAUUUAACAAAUCACCGUGUCACAGCGUGCAUACGAUACUUCAAAUAGAUAAGUAUGCAUAGUGGCCCUUGACUGAUCCUUUGUACUACUUUAGUGCGGUCAGAAUAAAAAUGGUUAAGUUAAAUUUUAUUGAAGGGUUUAUCAUGCAGUUGAAUUAACCUAUGUAAGUCUAUUAAAUUUCACUGAAAAUUGA
Eublepharis macularius is the source of this 3687-nucleotide messenger RNA. RefSeq names its product peroxisomal biogenesis factor 13 (gene PEX13). Gene Ontology annotation, molecular function: protein binding. The transcript is spliced from 5 exons. Bases 41 to 1246 code for a protein of 401 amino acids. The record is from RefSeq and is a predicted model, not a curated record. Gene Ontology annotation, cellular component: peroxisomal importomer complex; peroxisomal membrane; peroxisome. Lineage: Eukaryota; Metazoa; Chordata; Lepidosauria; Squamata; Eublepharidae. Gene Ontology annotation, biological process: protein import into peroxisome matrix, docking.